CUCCUACCAUGGUUGCAUCAAUAAAAGCAUAUUCAAACUCGGCAUUCGCAGAUAGCAGCUGUUGCCGCAGAUAUGAAGCAUUUUGUACGUCCUUAUAUAGCGCAACGUGGACGGCCAGCGACGAGGGCAGGUGGGGUAGAUCGAUGGUUUCCAACGACACAGUCAUUGUUGUGAAAGGUCGAUUGGGGGCUGCUGUAGCUGUCGUGGUAAUUAUGGAUGGGCCAAACAAGCGAAGUACUGCAAUCCCAAUCCUUGCGUAGAGACGACGUCCGUUAUUGCCGGCGAAACCUUUAAUAUCCUGAGUUCUGCGAGAAACCCCACGAUAAGAUGCCGGAGUUAACUUGUUAGGGCCGGGGCUUAGUUAAUCGGGUCCCGUGACCAAUCACUUCUCGAACGUUCGGGGUACUCGCCAUCAGUGAUAUCACCUCCGCGCCUCGCCUUUUAAUCGUCCCCUUCGCCAUCAGUAUCACAUCCACAUCGACAUCGCAGUCAUGGCGCUCUUCUUACGGCGCCCCUUUGCCGUGCCGACGGCUCUUCGUCAAUUACCCAAAUCCACAAAUGCCGCCCGAUUCAUCCAUAACUCUCCGUUCAAGCCGGUCCAGCCGAAGCCCGUUUCUCCCGCCUCAUCCUCUAUUUUCGCCAAGUCACGACAGACAUUCCAGAAUGCAUUUCGCCGCACAUACAUGCAGCCUACGUACAAUGCCUCGCAGGGUGAUUUGACCCAAAAGCUGAUUUACGGCGCCGCCAUCAUCGGUGGAACAAUUCUGGCAACAAACUUGAUCUUCAACCGAGAGACAAGGGAAGAUGGUGGAAUGCCGCAUUACGAGCGAAGCUAUCUGAACGAAACAUUUUUGCACACUGGACUUGGUGUUGGAAUUAUUGGUAUCGCUGCUAGAGCUCUGCACUCGAGUGGAUGGUCGUAUCGUCUAAUGGCCACCAACCCUUGGGCUGUUGCCGGCCUCGGACUGGUGGCGAGCAUUGGAACAAUGUACGGAACUUUCUACACUUCUCCGGACAACUAUGUGAUGAAGUACAGUCUCUGGGCUGGGUUCAACCUCACCCAGGCUGCCCUUCUUUCUCCAUUGAUGUUCAUGCACCCGGCGUUGCUUGCUCGUGCUGGUCUCUACACCGUUGGAAUGAUGGGCUCGAUUGCUUUCGUUGGCGCCACUGCUAAGCAGGAGAAGUAUUUGUAUCUAGGUGCCCCCCUCCUCGCUGGUGUCACCAUUGUUGCCCUUUCCGGAUUCGCGCCUCUUGUCCUUCCCUCCACCGCCACUCGUGCUCUGAUGUGGUCUGAGAAGAUCUGGCUGUACGGCGGCCUCGCUGUCUUUGGAGGCUUCACCCUAUACGAUGUCCAGAAGAUUUUGCAUCACGCCCGUAUGGCUCAACAAGGCCUUGUCCGCAGGGAUGUCGUUAACGAGAGCAUCAGCCUCGAGUUGGACUUUAUCAACAUCUUUGUCCGCAUGGUCCAGAUUCUGGCUUUGCGCAACAACAACCGAAGAUAGAGAAAGACCUUUCCUUGUCAAUGGUUGUACUAGGGGUCAUAUGGUGUUGCUUAUUCGCUUGGGAUGUAAUGAUAGGGUGCAUUAAGGAGCUUUUCUAAGUCUAAUUUUUGAUAUGUGAUUACUUACCUUCCAUCUUCGGCAUCGCGGAUUCCUAUCAAUCUUCAUUGAAAUCGCCGCUCAAAUUAUGAACUGGCAAAAGAAAAAAAAGAAAAGGAAGAAAAGCCAACAUUUCUCACAUUUCCUGAUCUCUACUACAAAAUAUGAUAAACCAUGCUGUGUAAAUCUAAUUAAUACUCGCAGAGUUGUUUUACCUACGUAACUUCAAGGUUGGAACCCUAUAUGCCUAGAGCAA
Molecule: messenger RNA, 1854 nt
Organism: Aspergillus calidoustus
Lineage: Eukaryota; Fungi; Ascomycota; Eurotiomycetes; Eurotiales; Aspergillaceae
Source: the annotation of a GenBank genome assembly